Mercurialis annua (annual mercury) is the source of this 712-nucleotide messenger RNA. Its product is annotated as TATA-box-binding protein 2-like. Gene Ontology annotation, molecular function: RNA polymerase II general transcription initiation factor activity; DNA binding. The record is from RefSeq and is a predicted model, not a curated record. Bases 101 to 649 code for a protein of 182 amino acids. Gene Ontology annotation, biological process: DNA-templated transcription initiation. The transcript has a single exon. Lineage: Eukaryota; Viridiplantae; Streptophyta; Magnoliopsida; Malpighiales; Euphorbiaceae.
AUCAAGAAACUUCACACUACAGCAUCUACCAUCAUCAUCCCGUCGCCGUCAUCGUCAUCAUCAUCGUCAUAUUUUCCGGCUGUUCUUUUAGUUAGAAACUAUGGCCGCUCCUAAACCUAUCCUACAGAAUGUCGUAUCAACCAUCAAAUUAGAUUGCAAGUUAGACCUUAAACGUAUAGCCCUUUCAUCUCGCAAUUCUGAGUACAAUCCGAAACGCUUCUCGGCUGUGAUUAUGCGUAUCAGAGAGCCGAAAACCACCGCAUUGAUCUUUUCAAACGGGAAGUUGAUCUGCACCGGUGCGAAGACUAUAGCAGACUCUAAACUAGCUGCAAGAAAAUACGCAAGAAUUAUACGGAAGUUAGGGUUUCCUACCAAGUUUCAAGAUUUCAAGAUUCAGAACAUAGUUGCAUCCUGUGACACCAAAAGUUCUAUUUCUCUUGAGAGAUUUGCGUUCAGCGAGCACGCUCGUUACGCGAGGUACGAUCCUGAGUCCUUUCCGGGCAUGAUUUAUCGAUUUAAGGGAUCGAAUAUUGUUAUUCUGAUAUUCGUAUCGGGAAAGAUAGUUAUUGCCGGUGCCAAGAAGGAAGAAGAUGCCUAUGCUGCGUUUGAUAACCUUUAUCCUGUUCUUACUGAGUAUAUGAAGAAGUAAUCACAGUACUAGAGAAGGGUUUUUGUAUAUUCUAGAAUUGAUCAUUUAACUAUGAAUAAUGCU